AUGUCUGAUCAGUUACCUCUGGCAAUCCUCACGGCAUCCAUCAAUGUUCCCCGUAUCACGUCUACGAAACGAGAGUCAACACUCAAUUACUACGGCCUCGCUAAUGCUUCAAUUGCUGCGGAGGCGACUAAUUUUCUUGCCCGCCUUACUGAUGGAGUAGAGCAGGAAAUGAAACACACUAUUGAGACGUUCUUACGCAUCACGCAAAACGAUUGUACAGGAAAUGCAGAAGAGAAAAGAGCCUGCUGGCUUACCAUCCGCCUUACAAAGCGCAGUACUGAAUUCGAAAUACCAAGAUGGCAUCAAGACGGUUGCAUGUAUCCGUACGACGAAGGACGUGAAGAAGUUGUGCGGAGCAAAUAUGGGCUCACAUUACUUGGACCGUCUACGCUCAUGCUAAAGUCAGAUGAAUCUGUGUAUACUACGCAGCGGGAAGGGGAAGCGCAACACUAUUGGUGGCUGGGGACUGCUGCACAUGAACCCUCGGAAGACGAGAUGGAUGAUGCAGAUGCCAAAUUGAGGGAGUGGCUGGCAAACAAAUUCAAACACACUCCUAGAGUCCAGGUUGGACAUGGCGAAGUGGUUCGCUUCAGCUGGGGGAGGGAUGAUAGUCCUGUCCACUCGGAGCCGGAUCUCAUUUCUGACAGGGUCUUCAUGACAGUUUUGUAUGGUAGUGAAUUGGAACUGAGGAGGAUGUGUGAGUGGAGAAAUACUCAGUAUGGAAGUUUCUGUGAACAAUAG
Messenger RNA from Fusarium sp. VM40, 741 nucleotides. The record is from the annotation of a GenBank genome assembly. Lineage: Eukaryota; Fungi; Ascomycota; Sordariomycetes; Hypocreales; Nectriaceae.